AUGUCGCAGGGUUACGAUACAUUGCUGGGCGCGGGCGGGUCGCAGCUGUCGGGCGGACAGAAGCAGCGCAUCGCGAUAGCGCGCGCCGUGCUUCGGAAGCCGGCCAUCCUGGUGCUGGACGAGCCGACGGCGGCGCUGGACGCGGCGGCGCAGCGAGCUGUCUGCCGGGCGCUCGCCGCCGCCGCCAACGGGCGCACCACGCUGCUCGUCUCGCACACUCUGCAAGGUAAGCAUGCUGGACCUGGACGAGCGACGGCGGCGCUGGACGCGGCGGCGCAGCGAGCUGUCUGCCGGGCGCUCGCCGCCGCCGCCAACGGGCGCACCACGCUGCUCGUCUCGCACACUCUGCAAGGUAAGCAUGCUGGACCUGGACGAGCGACGGCGGCGCUGGACGCGGCGGCGCAGCGAGCUGUCUGCCGGGCGCUCGCCGCCGCCGCCAACGGGCGCACCACGCUGCUCGUCUCGCACACUCUGCAAGGUAAGCAUGCUGGACCUGGACGAGCGACGGCGGCGCUGGACGCGGCGGCGCAGCGAGCUGUCUGCCGGGCGCUCGCCGCCGCCGCCAACGGGCGCACCACGCUGCUCGUCUCGCACACUCUGCAAGGUAAGCAUGCUGGACCUGGACGAGCGACGGCGGCGCUGGACGCGGCGGCGCAGCGAGCUGUCUGCCGGGCGCUCGCCGCCGCCGCCAACGGGCGCACCACGCUGCUCGUCUCGCACACUCUGCAAGGUAAGCAUGCUGGACCUGGACGAGCGACGGCGGCGCUGGACGCGGCGGCGCAGCGAGCUGUCUGCCGGGCGCUCGCCGCCGCCGCCAACGGGCGCACCACGCUGCUCGUCUCGCACACUCUGCAAGGUAAGCAUGCUGGACCUGGACGAGCGACGGCGGCGCUGGACGCGGCGGCGCAGCGAGCUGUCUGCCGGGCGCUCGCCGCCGCCGCCAACGGGCGCACCACGCUGCUCGUCUCGCACACUCUGCAAGGUAAGCAUGCUGGACCUGGACGAGCGACGGCGGCGCUGGACGCGGCGGCGCAGCGAGCUGUCUGCCGGGCGCUCGCCGCCGCCGCCAACGGGCGCACCACGCUGCUCGUCUCGCACACUCUGCAAGGUCUGUCAUCUCACCGCAUAGUAUGCGUGGAGCAGGGCGCGGUCCGCGAGCAGGGCUCCCACGAGGAGCUGGUGGCGCGCCGCGGGAUGUACUGGCAGAUGCUGCAGGAGGACCUCACCACCAAGAGUGUGAACGUGAUGAACUCUGAGCCGGUGGUGGAGGAUGACGAUGACGAUGACGUCACUACCGCUGACGACCGCACCCACUUCAGUAGGAGUGUCAGCAGACAGUCUACUAGAGACUCGUCGGCCGCCUUCCCCCGCAGCAGUAUCCGGCUGAGUACAAUGUCUGCCCACGUCCCUCACGCCGCCACGGUCACCAGCGACGCGCUCACACACAUUGAUAGCGAGGACACGGAGGACCCUGAUCAGGCAACGGAGGAGGGAGAGAGCUCAGCUCCGGCAGUGUCGAGCUGGGCGCUGCUGAAGCUGAACGCGCCGGAGUGGCCCCACCUGGUGGGAGGGGCGCUGGCCUCCCUUGUCGUGGGGGCCACCAUGCCUGUAUUUGCGCUGCUCUUCGCAGAGCUCUAUGGGAUGUUCGCAUGGUCGGACCGGUCGGCCAUACUGUCGCAGGCGCGGCUGUACGCGGGGCUCUUCGCCGGCGUCGCGGCCGCCUGCGGACUCGUCACCUUCCUGCAGGCCUGGCUCUUCAACCUCGCUGGAGCCAGGCUCACUGACAGGCUCCGACAGAUGAUAUUUGAGAAUUAUCUCGUGCAGGACCAAGGUUGGUUCGACCGCACGGAGAACUCAGUGGGCGCGCUGUGCGCCCGACUCUCCACCGACUGCGCCGCCGUGCAGGGCGCCACUGGCACUCGCCUGGGCACGAUGCUGCAAGGUAUCAGUACGAUGACGCUGGGUGUCGGCCUGGCGCUCUUCUACUCUUGGAAGAUGACGCUAGUCAGUUUGCUGUCUGUACCCUGCGUGAGUAUAGUUCUUUGUGUAGUUGUGUAG
Molecule: messenger RNA, 2058 nt
Organism: Spodoptera exigua (beet armyworm)
Lineage: Eukaryota; Metazoa; Arthropoda; Insecta; Lepidoptera; Noctuidae
Source: the annotation of a GenBank genome assembly